UGCAACCACAUCAUGAUUGUGCAGGUUAAAUUGAGGACCGAUUUGGCACAUGGAUUGACUGUGUACGAAAUAUGGUGUGGGUUGCGGCAUUUGGAGUGCUGUCUUCGGGGUUAGCUGUGCUAAGCAGCUUUGGACUGUUGCUGUUCUGUGGGGUCCCAUUUGUUGUGACUGUAGCAAAUGCACCAUUUCUUAUACUGGGGGUUGGUGUUGAUGACAUGUUUAUUAUGGUCUCCUGCUGGCAACUGACAAAUACUAAAAACAAAGUUGAAAAGAGAAUGGCUGAAACGUAUGCAGAGGCAGCAGUGUCUAUCACAAUCACCACGCUCACUGAUGUUUUAGCCUUCUACAUAGGGAUCAUGACUUCCUUUCAGUCUGUGAAGUCCUUUUGUCUCUACACAGGAACUGCUUUCAUUUUCUGCUAUGUAUACAACAUCACAUUCUUAGGAGCUGUUCUUGCUUUAAAUGGGAAAAGGGAAGAAGGCAACAGACACUGGCUAAUUUGCACAAAAGUGAAGGACACUGUUCAGCCUAAUCGCUCUCGCUUGUAUAACGUGUGCUGUGUAGGAGGCUUUUCUGAUAAAUCUUCUGGGACAGGUGGCGAACAUCCAGUGAACAAAUUCUUUAGAAAAUAUUAUGGUCCUUUCCUUACAAAGACCUGGACCAAAAUGUUUGUGGUUUUGCUGUAUGGAGCGUUCCUGGCAAGUAGUAUUUAUGGAUGUACUAAAAUGAAAGAAGGUAUAGACCUGCGCAAUCUGGCUAGUGAUGAUUCUUAUGUCAUUCAGUACUAUGACUGGGAAAAUAAAUAUUUCUCAGAGUACGGGCCCAGGGUUAUGGUCAUCAUCACAAAAAAGGUACUUUAUUGGAAUGCAUCCGUUCGUAAUGACAUUGAGAAUUGUAUGCAGUCUUUAGAAAAUAACUCCUAUGUGGACAAGAGUCUCUCAGAGUCAUGGCUAAGAGCGUAUGAAAAUGCUGCUAGAAAUAAUUCCCUGAAUAUAGAUAGUAAGGCUUUUUUCAUGGGUAAUUUAUCUCGACUAUUUACAUUAUUUCCAGAGUUUGAAUGGGACAUUGAUAUUAGCUAUCGGGAAAUAGCAGCCUCACGCUUCUUCAUUCAAACAGUCAAUGUUACUACUGCAGUUGAUGAGAAAAACCUUUUAAACCAAUUAAGAGACAUAGCCAAAAACUGUGAGAUGCCAUUAAUGGUAUAUCACCCAGCAUUUAUAUACUAUGAUCAGUAUAUUGUAAUAGUGCCAAACACCAUUCAGAAUAUUGGAAUUGCUGCUGGAGUUAUGUUGUGUGUUUCCUUGCUGCUUAUUCCCAAUCCGCUGUGCUCCUUGUGGGUAACUUUUGCUAUUGCUUCUGUUAUUGUUGGUGUUGCUGGUUUCAUGGCAUAUUGGGAUGUUAAUCUUGAUUCCAUAUCUAUGAUCAACCUUGUCAUUUGCAUAGGGUUUUCAGUAGAUUUUUCUGCUCAUAUAUCCAAUGCAUUUGUUUCAAGUGAAAAGUCAACUGCGAAUGAGAAGGCAGUUGAUGCACUGCAUCUUCUUGGUUACCCUGUGAUACAAGGUGCUAUCUCCACUGUAUUAGGAGUACUUGCACUAGCUGCAUCAAAAGCUUACAUCUUCAGAACAUUUUUUAAGAUUAUGUUUCUCGUUAUCUUCUUUGGAGCUCUUCAUGGUCUUGUUUUUAUUCCAGUAUUUUUAACAUUUGUUGACAUUUGUAGCAGAUCAAACAAAAGAGUAAAUUAAAAAAAUAACAGGAGAAAUUAGGAACUCCUUUAGUAACACACAGAAUGUUGGGUGUUAUGAAAACCAGACUUGUAGUGAAGGAGCCAAUGAUAUUAGACUACGUAAUGAUAUUGGAAUGGAAAAACCAAACAGUGACUACCUCUACUCCAAUUUCAGUCCAGGUUCUCAAAAUCGUGACAUCAGUUCCUGAAUAUUUCAGAAUAAUACCGUGAUAGUUUACCCCUCCCCCCCCAAAAAAAUGGAACAGCUACAUGAGGAAGGUAAAAUAAAUCCAGAUUGUCCAUAAAUGUACAUAAAAUUUAAAAUACAGCAUAUCAACCAAAAAGACCAUGUUGAACAUUUCACAACAUUAAUCUACAGAUUUAUAUUAGCAUUGUAGAAAAUGUCAAUUUUGUACUUUUAAGGUUUAACACCUAGGCUUUAUCUACACCACAAAGAAAAGUCUGAAAAAGAUACGCAAAUCGCAAACCACAAUUUGCAUAUUUUUCCCUUUUCUUCCAAAAGAGGCUACUCUGACAUUUGGCCUGUCUACACAGGGCCAAAUGUUGGGAAAAAUCCCUCUUUCAGGAUGUAGAGCUAAAGUUGUAGGCUAAGUGAUGUUCUGUGUUAGGUUGAAAGAGGCUGGGGAGAGGUCAUCACUGGUCCCUGUGACAGUUGAGUCCACUCACAAGGGAAUGCUCUUUUUGAGACCAUGCUGUGCAGCACAUUAUGGGGAACCUGCUCCAUAAAAGAUAGGUUGGGGCUUCCAUUAUAAUAUUAUUGUAAUAAUAAUCUGACUGGGCCUGAACUUUGCACAAGAACUUGUCAAAGUGAUAACUAGGAAUCUUUAGAUCAGGCUACAACACAUGGGUAUUUGGGUGGAUGUCUCCUGAAAGACCAUGACCCUUGAGAGAGGAUGUGUUGUUUCUGUGAAUUUGGGAGGCUAUGGAUGAAUACUAACAAUGCAUUAAUAUUAGAGGGCAAACACAAACUAUUAACCAUACUGUGGAGACCUGUCUGUCCUGGCAGUAUACCUAGUAGCAGAGGGCACACUAUAUUAUAACUCAUAUCGGGCCAGACACACUCACUACUCCCAGUACACCAUAGCCAUAAUAUAUAUCUAAACGGUAUCUUAUGUGGUGUUCUAUCUAAAAUUGUAGUGUGUAGGUCAGGCAUAUCAUUGUGUGAUAAAUGUGUGGGUUGUAUAUCAACAGUUAUAUUCUUCUGCUGGGGUUAAGUCCUUAAAAUAUAUUUUGGAGGCAGUUGAAAAAUCAAGCCCGCCUUUGGUAAAGGAAAGCAUAGAAGCUAGCAAGCUGUGGGAGAAACGUGUCACUACACAGGUAUGAGUCUGCUCUCUGAAAGAGUAUUCCUGACUAUUGAGACACAGACCAUGGACUCUGGAAAAUAUAAAGCGAGCAAAAAGACAUUCUAGCUAUCCAACCCAGGGAACAAAGGAGAGAGCACCCUCUAAUUCUGUGAAUGUUGAAUCCUCUGACUUGGGGGGCUAUAUAUGCAGAUUAUAAUUUGCUAAAUUAAAUUUUAGAGCGUAGGUGGUGUGUUUUGUUUAACCAGACCUGUCUUUUUUCUCUUGUUCAGUAGAACUUACAUCUAUGGGUUUUAUUAAACUUUUUCUUUGACUAUAAA
Molecule: messenger RNA, 3365 nt
Organism: Pelodiscus sinensis (Chinese soft-shelled turtle)
Lineage: Eukaryota; Metazoa; Chordata; Testudines; Trionychidae
Source: RefSeq, a predicted model, not a curated record